AUGAAUCUCCACAACUAGAUAUUGAAUCGAUACUACUUCAAAUUAGUGUAAGUGUCAUAGAGCAAUAGGAAGGCAAACAAAAAGGAGGACAACGAUAUGAACAUAAUCCAAAAGAGGGAUAUCUUGGUAAAUAUUGUGAAUAGUUCAAACACUAUCAAUAUGCUGGCUGAUACAAAUAGCACUGCUCCAGAAUAUGUUAUCUUUCUUCUAACAGUUGAGGACCUAUUUAAAAACUUUAACUUACUUGCAAAAUUAACAAAGAGCAGCAAUCCAAUUUAGGAAUUGCCAAAUGCAACAAGGCAGCCACAAACAGAAGCAAAUGAUAAUGUGAAUACAAUAAACACUAACCAAUUGGUUGGAGACAAGCCAGAGUGGCUGUUCCUACACAAAUUCCUAGACUUAACCAAAAUAUCCAUCGAUAUUAUUCUAGGAAAUUGUCUAAUGCAGGAAUAGAAUGCACAAUCCAGACAUAGACACCUAAAAGGGAAGUUGUAAUUGAAAUGCUUACAGAUAAUGAUCAUCUACAAGAAUAAUUUGGAAAACAGGUUUCUAGCAUAAAUCACUCUGCCAUUAAAAGAUUAAUCGUAGGCAUUGACUACUUCUGUGGUUUGUGCUUGUUUAUUCCUUGUGGAAAGACGAGGAUCUCCAGUUCGAAUAGAACUUUCAAAUAACAUAAUAAAUUAACAAUAAUUAUUGUAUAAAAUAAUUGAGUAGUUAUAUAAAUCAAAUACAUUUAGAUAUGACAUAAACUGA
Molecule: messenger RNA, 753 nt
Organism: Paramecium tetraurelia
Lineage: Eukaryota; Ciliophora; Oligohymenophorea; Peniculida; Parameciidae
Exons: 3
Source: RefSeq, a predicted model, not a curated record